AUGGUUAGAAAUUAGAGUAGAAAAGGGUACGAAACGAUGAAUGGACUUAGGAAGGAAGUGAAUUGAAGGUGCAGUGAGGGCAAAAUGGAAGGGAUUAUUCAGAUCCGAUCAGUGCUGCUACUACUAUCCAUAACCAUGGCAUCUCUCACUCUGGCUGUGGCCGAUGGCGUUUCUCGAGAAGAAGCUAAAGAACUUCGAGAUGAGGUUAAGGAUAUGUUUUAUCACGCCUUUAAUGGAUACAUGGACCACGCUUUCCCCCUCGAUGAAUUGAGACCUCUCUCCUGCGCAGGACAUGAUACGCUUGGUGGCUAUGCGUUAACCUUGAUUGACUCUUUAGACACUUUGGCUUUACUUGGUGACCGCCAACGAUUCUCUGCUUCCGUUGAAUGGAUUGGUAAAAAUCUUCGCUUUGAUAUAAAUAAAACGGUUUCUCUCUUUGAGACUACUAUCAGGGUCCUCGGAGGAUUACUUUCAGCUCAUCUUAUUGCCACUGAUUAUGCUUCGGGCAUGAGAGUUCCGUUGUAUGAUAAUCAGUUACUAAACUUAGCUGAAGAUCUUGCCAGGAGGUUGUUACCUGCAUUUGAUACCCCUACAGGAAUUCCAUUUGGAUCUGUAAACUUGUUACAUGGAGUUGAUAAACAUGAAAGCAAGAUAACUUCAACAGCUGGUGGUGGGACCUUGACUCUUGAAUUUGGAGUUCUAAGCCGAUUGACAAAUGAUCCUAUUUUUGAACAAGUUACCAAGAAUGCAGUGCGUGGACUUUGGGCACGGCGUUCAAAGCUUAACCUGGUCGGUGCUCAUAUUAAUGUUUUUACAGGUGAAUGGACACAAAAGGAUGCUGGGAUAGGAACUAGUAUUGACUCUUUUUAUGAGUAUCUAUUGAAGGCUUAUUUAUUAUUUGGAGAUGAGGAGUACUUGUAUAUAUUCCAAGAAGCUUAUGCUGCUGCCAUGCAUUAUCUUUACCAUGACCCUUGGUAUGUGGAAGUGAAUAUGGAUUCUGCUGCUAUUGUCUGGCCAUUAUUUAACAGCCUGCAGGCAUUUUGGCCUGGCCUUCAGGUUUUAGCUGGAGAUAUCAAUCCCGCAAUUCGCACCCAUGCUGCCUUCUUGAGUGUCUGGAGAAGAUAUGGUUUUACUCCUGAGGGCUUUAAUCUUGCUAGUCUCAGUGUUCAGCAUGGGCAGAAGAGUUACCCGUUGCGGCCAGAGCUAAUCGAGAGCACCUAUUGGCUAUACAAAGCUACCAGAGAUCCUAGAUAUCUCGAUGCUGGGAGGGACAUGGUUGCUAGUUUACAGUAUGGAACUCGAUGCCCUUGUGGAUAUUGUCACAUUUCUGAUGUUGAGAAUCACCAACAAGAAGAUCACAUGGAGAGCUUCUUCUUAGCUGAGACAGUCAAGUAUCUGUGGCUUCUGUUUGAUUUGGCUGUGGGUCCUGACAAUCUUGUGGAAAAUGGGCCUUACAAGUACAUAUUUAGCACUGAAGGUCAUUUACUGCCUGCUACUCCUCAAAUCUCCUUAGUGAGGGAACAUUGUUUAUACUAUGGGGCUUAUUGUAGAAGUGGUGAUUUGAGACAAACAUACUUUGUGCCAGAGUCUGACAAAGAUAAGAAAGAAUCCAAUGAUACUGGAUUUUAUGAGAGUUGGACUAAACCUACUUAUUCUUCGGACUACACUACUGUUGAGCCAAGUGCUGUUUCAGGUUUGAUCAAGGGUUUCUGCCCAGGAUUAAAUCAUGGACAGAAGUUUGGUAUAUUAUAUGCCUAUCCAACUGAUGAACGUCAUGAUUAUGAAACCAACCAAGUCCAACAGAAAGAAUCAACUACUGCUGUGCAACUGCAAAGCCAUUCAGUAUUGGUUCUCCGUGACCAGAGUUCUGACAAUUUGCUACCAGAAGACAAUAGCAGUAAUCAUAAUGAUAGUCAGACAAAUGAAUCAAGCGAUACUCCUUGAAGUAGGAAUUAUAAGAUCUCAGUUAUGCAAUAGGAUUGGUGGGGAAGAAUAUACUCUUCAACUUCAAAGGGUUGUACUUCUAAAACUCGGGCAGGCUCACCCACCUGAAAUUUAAAUUCAAGUUUUGUUAGUCUGUCUAAUUGAGAAAGUAUGCAUUUGAUAAUUUCGGCAACUGUUGAUACAGAGAGCAUGGAGCUGAAAGAGUUAAAUUAUGGAUGAACUGACCCACUAAUAUCCUGCCUCCUAAUCAUCGGGCACAUGUAUAAGAAUGUAAUGUAAUUAUUUUUGUUGUAUCAUUUUUCCUAAGGCUCUUGUAAACCUAUUGUGAGAGGUUUAAUCAGUGUACAUGACAUAGGUAUUAUCAGAUUAUUGAAUUUAGAUCAUAAUUUGAAUUGCUGAUAGAAGA
Messenger RNA from Glycine soja, 2350 nucleotides. Its product is annotated as alpha-mannosidase I MNS4. The record is from RefSeq and is a predicted model, not a curated record. Gene Ontology annotation, biological process: endoplasmic reticulum mannose trimming; mannose trimming involved in glycoprotein ERAD pathway; carbohydrate metabolic process. Gene Ontology annotation, molecular function: mannosyl-oligosaccharide 1,2-alpha-mannosidase activity; calcium ion binding. Gene Ontology annotation, cellular component: membrane; endoplasmic reticulum. The transcript is spliced from 16 exons. Lineage: Eukaryota; Viridiplantae; Streptophyta; Magnoliopsida; Fabales; Fabaceae. The coding region runs from base 85 to 1944 and encodes 619 amino acids.